AUGUUUAACGUAAUAGUGUCACUAGCGUGUUUAACGUUAUGCCUUGGAUAUUAUAUUGACAGUUUACAGCCAGCAACCCCAACCAACAGCACAUGCAGUACAGCCGAAGUGUGUCUUACACCGGGAUGUGUCACAGCAGCUGCACGUGUUAUGGGGGCAAUGGAUAUGACAGUAAACCCUUGUGACGAUUUUUACAAUUUCGCAUGCGGCACGUGGAUUCGAAAGAAUGUAAUUCCAGAGGACAAAAGCUCAUUUCGCACAUUCACGAAACUCAGCGACGAUGUAUCGAUGAUCGUAAAAUCUGUGCUGGAAGUUGCUAAUGGUGCUGCCCGUCCAGACGCUGUCGUGAAAGCAAGAACUUACUACAAAGCUUGUACAAAUGAAAGUAGGAUAGAAGAACUUGGACUGACUUUUAUACAUCAGUAUAUGGAAGGUUUUGGUGGCUGGCCAGUACUAGGGCCAAACCCCGGGGGCAACUGGACUCCCAGUACAUACAAUAGCGAAGAUUCACUCAUUUAUUCAAGACAGGGAACUCAUUACACACCCCUUGUUGAGGUUGGAGUCAUGCAGGAUAGUAAAAACCCUACAAAACAUAUCCUUUAUAUUGAUCAGCCAUACCUGGGAAUGCCAAGCCGUGAUUAUUAUCUAAAUGGUCGUAACGAUGAAACACUGAUGGCUUACCAGACCAUGAUAGAAGAAAGCGCGGUAGCUUUUGGUGCUGAUCCAAUCACAGCUUUAAAUGAUGCUAAAGAUAUGGUUGACAUGGAAAUAGAACUUGCUAACAUUACCGUUCCUAGAGAAGAAAGAAGAGACCCAGAGAAAUUGUACAACAAAAUGACACUCGGUGAACUGAGUAAUAACUUCACAGGGAUAGAUUGGAGGAAAUUUAUCAACGGAACGAUGCAAAUAAUUGGACUAUCUCUGAAUGAUUCUGAACCAGUUUUAGCCAUAGCUCCUCCAUUCCUUGAGAAAAUUGGAAAUCUUAUGGCUAAAUAUUCUCCAAGGGUCAUUGCCAACUACAUAGUAGCCAGACAAGUUUUAGAAAAAACGUUUUAUCUUCCAAAAGUAUUUAGAGAUAUUCAGUUGAAAUACAGGAAGGUUCUAAUUGGGUCAGCAACAGAAUCUCCAAGAUGGCAGUCUUGCUCGUACACAGAAAGGGGCUGGAUGCCGGAAGUUGUUGGGCGAUUGUUUGUCGCAGAUGCUUUUAAGGAAGAGGCUAAAACUGACGUAUUAGAUUUAGUUGACAAACUGAAGAUUGCUUUUAAAGGCAUGAUAGACAAACUUACAUGGAUGGAAAAUGCUACAAAACAAGUCGCAAAAGAAAAGGCUGACCAUAUGGAGCCCAGAAUUGGGUACUCAGAUAUUGUCUAUAACGACACAGCUAUAAAUAUGAUGUACGAAAAUGAAGAUGAUACACUGAUAACAAUGGAAACAAAACAAAGUUAUCUCAGAAAUAAUCAAGAAAGAUCGGAUAUGUCUCCAGCAACUGUUAACGCUUACUACAACAGGCUAACAAACCAAAUAUCUUUUCCAGCCGCCAUACUUCAACCACCGUUCUAUGCAAAUGAUCAGCCAGCGUAUCUCAGUUAUGGCGGGAUCGGUUAUGUAAUUGGGCACGAAAUUACACAUGGUUUUGAUGAUCAAGUAUAUCAUACAACAUUUAGCAAUGCUGAACGUCAGGAUCAUAUUACAGGUCGACUAUACGACAAAAACGGAAACUUAAAUAAUUGGUGGACUGACACAGACGCCGCUAACUUCAAAGCUCGAGCCCAAUGUAUCAUUGACCAGUACAGUAACUUUACAGUACCAGGAACAGGAGGUCUGACGGUAAGUCAGUUUGACAGUAACGUUACAGUACCAGGUAACGUUACAGUACCAGAGACAGCAGGUCUGACGGUAAGUCAGUUUGACAGUAACGUUACAGUACCAGGGUCAGGGUGUAUGACAGUAAGUCAACUGGACAGUAACUUUACAGUACCAGGGACAGCAGGUCUGACGGUAAGUCAGUUUAACAGUAACGUUACAGUACCAGGGUCAGGGUGUAUGACAGUAAGUCAACUGGACAAUAUCUUUACAGUACCAGGGACAGCAGGUCUGACGUACCAGGGACAGGAAGUCAGCUUGACAGUAACUUUACAGUACAAGGGAAGGAGGUCUGACGUAACAGGGACAGCAGGUCUGACGGUAAGUCAGUUUGGCAGUAACAUUAGAGUACAAGGGACAGGAGGUCUGACGUACCAGGGACAGGAAGUCAGUUUGACAGUACAGUUGACAGUAAGUCAACUGGACAGUAACUUUACAGUACCAGGGACAGCAGGCCUGACGGUAAGUCAGUUUGACAGUAACUUUACAGUACCAGGGACAGGAGGUCUGACACUGAAUGGGGUAAACAGCCAAGGUGAAAACAUCGCUGACAAUGGUGCAAUCAAGGAAAGUUUUCAGGCGUAUCGUGAGUGGGUAAAAACAAGCCGCCAAGGUAAGGAAGAGGAUAAAUUACCGGGAGUGGAUUAUACACUAAAUCAAUUGUAUUUCCUUAAUGCAGCACAGAAUGAUAUUAGAAAAAAAGUAUAUGGACCCUUGCAAAACUUUGACGAGUUUUCCAAAGCAUGGAACUGUCCUGUUGGAUCUUACAUGAACCCUUCAAACAAGUGUUCCGUUUGGUAGACAUGGAAGACGUAGAACAUUGGAACACUCUGCAGUUUGAACGAGGCAUGAAUUCAGCUGUCGUCUAAUAUGUUCGGUCGAUCCAAACAUG
Mercenaria mercenaria is the source of this 2755-nucleotide messenger RNA. Its product is annotated as neprilysin-like. Gene Ontology annotation, molecular function: metalloendopeptidase activity. Bases 1 to 2664 code for a protein of 887 amino acids. Gene Ontology annotation, biological process: protein processing. The record is from RefSeq and is a predicted model, not a curated record. Gene Ontology annotation, cellular component: plasma membrane. NCBI's taxonomy places the organism in Eukaryota, Metazoa, Mollusca, Bivalvia, Venerida, Veneridae. The transcript has 26 exons.